GGAAGGAAAGGCGUCGCUGGCUGGGCAGCCGGAGGAGCCUCGGGGAGCGAGCCGGAGGAGGAGCGCGCUUGGCUGGGCGAUGGCGGCGCGGCGGGCGCUGCUGCUGCGCGCCUUGAUCAUGGGCCCGCCGGGCUCCGGCAAAGGCACCGUGUCGGCGCGCAUCGUGCAGCACUUCGCGCUCAAGCAUCUCUCCAGCGGAGACAUCCUGCGCGACAACAUGAACCGCAAGAGCGAAAUUGGUAUCCUUGCGAAGUCCUAUAUUGAUCAAGGCCAGCUGAUUCCUGAUGACAUUAUCACGCGGCUGAUGCUCAGUGAACUGAAAAACCUGGAGCGAAACAGUGUGUUGUUGGAUGGUUUCCCUAGGACUGUUCCACAGGCCGAAGCUCUGGAUAAAGUGUGUCCAAUAGAUACGGUGAUUGACUUGGAUGUGCCUUUUGAGACGAUCCGGCAACGACUCACUGCCCGCUGGAUCCAUCCUGCCAGCGGCAGGGUCUACAACCUUGAAUUCAACCCUCCCAAAGUCCCUGGUUGUGAUGAUAUUACUGGAGAGCCUCUUGUCCAACGGGAUGACGACAAACCAGAAACGGUUAUGAAGAGGCUGAAAUCUUACGAAACUGAAACCAAACCUGUCUUGGAGUAUUAUCGCCGGAAAGGCGUGUUGGAAUCUUUCUCGGGAACAGAGACCAACAAGAUAUGGCCCCAUGUUCAUCGUUUCCUUCAAACCAAGCUGCCUGAUAUCAGCCAGAAGGAAGCGUGUACCUACAGAUGAAGGAAGAUCCAUUACUGUACUGACAUGAUAGAAGCUGGUGGCCUUUGGCUAAGCUUCCAGAAAUAUAUUGUAUAAUCAACAGUAGACUCAUGGAGACCUGGUUGUUGUUACAAAUAGAAUGUGCCCGCAAUGACAAAUAGCCGACUUGAAAUCUCAAGAAAUGUCCACGUUUGUAAAUCUAGUAUUUUAUUUUAUUUUAUUUUUGUCCCCUGGUAUGUUGAUUUUAAAAGUGCUAAUUUUGUAUUAGAUGGACCUGCAUUUUGUAAAAGUAAUUUAAUAUUAAAUUGAUUUUUAACAAAAUACAGCCGAAGGAUCUCACGGUUUGUCAAAAGGAGGGUUCUGAUCUGAAAAAUGAAGGAUGCUGUUUUUA
Messenger RNA from Zootoca vivipara (common lizard), 1139 nucleotides. It is a transcript of the gene AK3, whose product is annotated as adenylate kinase 3. Gene Ontology annotation, biological process: nucleobase-containing compound metabolic process. Gene Ontology annotation, cellular component: mitochondrion. The record is from RefSeq and is a predicted model, not a curated record. Gene Ontology annotation, molecular function: AMP kinase activity; ATP binding. NCBI's taxonomy places the organism in Eukaryota, Metazoa, Chordata, Lepidosauria, Squamata, Lacertidae.